This is a messenger RNA of Ipomoea triloba (trilobed morning glory), 1186 nucleotides long. RefSeq names its product rac-like GTP-binding protein ARAC1. The record is from RefSeq and is a predicted model, not a curated record. The coding region runs from base 280 to 873 and encodes 197 amino acids. Gene Ontology annotation, cellular component: plasma membrane; nucleus; cell cortex. The transcript has 7 exons. Gene Ontology annotation, biological process: regulation of cell shape; cortical cytoskeleton organization; small GTPase-mediated signal transduction. Gene Ontology annotation, molecular function: protein kinase binding; GTP binding; GTPase activity. NCBI's taxonomy places the organism in Eukaryota, Viridiplantae, Streptophyta, Magnoliopsida, Solanales, Convolvulaceae.
ACACACGUAUAUGCAUACUUCCUCUUUGGAUCUUGGAUCCCAAAAUACACUCUAAUCUCUCCCCCAUUCAUUCUCUCUUUCUCACUCACUCUCUCUGCCCCCAUCCAAUUUAUCGUCUCCAAUCUAUCCCCUUUUUGUUGGAAUUAGGGUUAGGGUUAUACCCCGGCGACGCUCCUUGUUGGUUCUGCUUCCUCCGUGCUGCAUUUCCCCGGGAACUGGAGUGGCUAUAGAAGCAAAAAUCAGGUCUUCUGAGGAGGAAGAAGAUCUGAGGCCUUCAGAAUGAGCGCUUCUAGGUUCAUCAAGUGCGUCACAGUCGGUGAUGGCGCUGUUGGCAAGACCUGCCUCCUUAUUUCAUACACCAGCAACACUUUCCCCACGGAUUAUGUUCCAACUGUAUUCGACAAUUUCAGUGCCAAUGUGGUUGUCAAUGGGAGUACCGUUAACCUUGGUUUGUGGGAUACUGCUGGCCAGGAGGAUUAUAAUAGACUAAGACCUCUGAGUUACCGUGGAGCUGAUGUUUUCAUUUUGGCAUUUUCUCUCAUUAGUAAAGCCAGCUAUGAGAAUGUUUCCAAAAAGUGGAUUCCUGAGUUGACACAUUAUGCUCCUGGUGUCCCAAUAGUCCUUGUUGGAACUAAACUUGAUCUUCGGGAUGAUAAGCAGUUCUUUGUUGACCAUCCUGGUGCUGUGCCAAUUACCACUGCUCAGGGAGAGGAGCUCAAGAAAACAAUUGCUGCACCUGCCUACAUUGAAUGCAGUUCAAAAACACAAGAGAAUGUUAAAGGAGUGUUUGAUGCUGCGAUUAAAGUUGUGCUCGCGCCACCCAAGGCGAAGAAAAAGAAGGCCAAGACUCAGAAGUCUUGCUCGAUUUUGUGAUCAGCAUUAGGGCUGUGGAUACCAUCACACUUACCACUACUCUCCUCUUCUGUAUCCCUCAUUUCCCGCCUUCUCCUCUUUCCUAUGUCUCAGAGGAAAGAGGAAGAGGGUUCUAAUGUCAGGUGGCUGGGCUCUUGUCUCUUUGCUGUGGCCUCCAGCAACUUUGUAGGCCACUCUCUUGUGCCCUCCUCCUCUCCCUUUUGAUUUGCUUUCUGUAAUGAAUGAAACAAUUUAGGGAAACAAAUCUGCACAGUGAUGUUGCUUUUGUUUUUGUCAAUUUAUUCAAAAACCCCCUUCUCUAUUUUCCAUUGCA